This is a messenger RNA of Labrus mixtus (cuckoo wrasse), 1800 nucleotides long. Its product is annotated as alpha-1-antitrypsin homolog. The transcript is spliced from 5 exons. Gene Ontology annotation, biological process: negative regulation of endopeptidase activity. The record is from RefSeq and is a predicted model, not a curated record. Lineage: Eukaryota; Metazoa; Chordata; Actinopteri; Labriformes; Labridae. Gene Ontology annotation, molecular function: serine-type endopeptidase inhibitor activity. The coding region runs from base 151 to 1371 and encodes 406 amino acids.
AGUCAUGCCAGAUAUCUCUGGAUAGAGAAUGGGGACUGUGCUUGGUUAAUUUUUGACCAAGCUGUCAGCUGACUUUCAGAGCUCCUGUAUAUAUUGAGAAAACUGCUGGCAAACUGUCUGCUGCAAAGGGGGACAUUUAAGGCUGUGAAGAUGCGUGGUGUUUUCAGUAGUUGUGCACUUGCAGUUCUGCUGCUGGCUGCAGCCUUGGCAGACCACCACCACCACCACCACCACCACACUCAGGGAGAAAUGAGCUGUCACAGGAUUUCUCCUUCCAAUGCUGAUUUUGCCUUUGCCCUCUACAAAAGUCUAAGCGCCAAUGCUGAAGCUGGAAAGAACAUCUUCUACUCGCCGCUGGGCAUCUCCACUGCUCUGUCCAUGCUGUCUACAGGGGCCCGAGGCGAAACCCACAGCCAGCUGUUCUCCAGCUUGGGCUACAGCGCUCACAACCAGGAACAGGUGGAUGAGUCAUACAAGCAUCUUUUCCACAUGCUUGGCCACAGCCAGGAGCAACAGCAGCUGGAUGUUGGUAAUGUUGCUGCAGUGCGCUCUGGCUUCAACCCAAUGGAGAAGUUCCUGAAUGAUGUCAAGCAGUCCUACUCUGGUGAGGUCCUUAAAGUCGACUUUAAUAAUCCCACUGAGGCUGCAGCUGAGAUCAACAGAUUCAUCGCCAGUAAAACCCAGGACAAGAUCAAAAACAUGGUGAAGGACUUGGACCCGGCUAUGGCCAUGGUGCUGAUCAACUACGUCUACUUCAGAGGACAGUGGGAGAAACCCUUCGAUGGUAACCUGACAGAGAAGGCUGACUUCCAUGUGGAUGAAAAUACCAAUGUUCAAGUGGACAUGAUGAAGAGGACAGGUCGCUAUGACCUCUAUCAGGACAUCGACAACCACACCACAGUCAUCAUGCUGCCCUACAAGGGCAACACCUCCAUGAUGAUCGUCCUACCCGAUGAGGGCAAGAUGAAGGAGGUGGAGGGCUACAUCAACAAGGACUACAUUAAACACUGGCAUGACUCGCUCUUCAGGACUUCUGUGGAUUUGUUCCUGCCAAAGUUUUCCAUCUCCACUGAUGCUUCCCUGGAUAGCACCUUGAAAGAAAUGGGUAUAACCAAUGCUUUUGCAGACAACGCUGAUUUCUCUGGCAUGUCUGAUGAGGUUAAACUUAAAGUCUCAAAGGUUUCCCACAAAGCCGUGCUGAGCGUGGAUGAAACUGGCACAGAGGCAGCAGCCAGCACCACCAUCGAGAUCAUGCCCAUGAGCAUGCCUGAAGUCAUGACACUCAACAGACCCUUCUUGGUCUUCAUCCUUGAACACUCGACAAAGAGCAUCCUCUUCAUGGGCAAGAUCAACGACCCCACAGCCAUGUAGAGAAUCCAUGAAAAUGAGUCCAACAUUUUAACACUGGAGUAGGUUUUUUUUUAUGUAGCGUCAGGACACAUAUGUAAGCUCUGAGGAGAUGUCACAGUGGUUUAAGAACAUUUGGGGUAUGAUGAAAAGAGGAUGGUUUGGUGAACAAGACAACAGAUCAAUCAUAAAGAACAGAAAUGUUGCUCAAUUUGAAGUCUUCCAGCAUGACACAUUUAUUACCAUCAACUAAACCUGGCUCGGUGAACCAAUGUCUAAAUACAUUAUAUUGUAUCCAGCUAGCUUUUGUUAAAGUUAUAGAAUAAAAACAAUGGUGGAUGUUCACCAUUGAGACAUCUGCUUAAACACUGAGCCUAUGUGUCCUAUUGUGCUUUUGCUGUUUCAACAUCCUUCAAUACCAACUGAAAUAAAGACUUUGUCAUGAACAACUGG